Molecule: messenger RNA, 561 nt
Organism: Colletotrichum lupini
Lineage: Eukaryota; Fungi; Ascomycota; Sordariomycetes; Glomerellales; Glomerellaceae
Exons: 3
Coding region: 1-561 (186 amino acids)
Source: RefSeq, a predicted model, not a curated record
AUGUGGAUUACCAACAUUCUACUACUCCUGGCGCUGGGCUACCAUGCUGUUUCGGCCAGGAUGGUCAUCGGUUACCGAACAGUUUCAGAAAACGCACCUUUCAGAGACCCGGACUAUGAUGAUAGCGAAGGCUGGUCCCAGCUUGGGAAUGGUGUGUACACGACACCGACUCCAGCUGGAUGGAGUAGCUAUGGCGUUUCAAAUUGGUACUGUGCUAUCAAAGCAGAUGAGGAUAAGUUUACUGCGGCAACUAAGGCAUGGAUUCCUUAUGCCGAUUAUUACGACAACCGUCUUUGGAAUCAAGGAGAGAGUGCUCUCACAGGCUACAUAUCGGAUUCACUCAACGAGGAACCUGAUAAAACCCUCCGUCUGUCUUACAUAGGUGGCCACGGAUAUAAUGAGCAGAUGCUCAUCCCAACCGAAAUGGUGAACUCUGACGCUUUGGACUUCUAUGCACAGUGCUUUGGAACCAAGCAGGAGUUGCUAGAUUAUAGCGACGAAGUCGUUGAUUAUGACAGUUGGUCUAAUUUGGUUGGGUACAAGGGAAAUCCUAGGAAGUAG